AUGAGCGUCGGUGACUCUCGAAUCAUCCAUCUCUCAAAUUCGCGUAGAGAAUCUUCAUCCGCUAUCUACGAGCUACUCGACGACACUGAGUCUAGCACCAGUUCCUCCAGCGAAGACGAUUAUUGGGUCGCACUCUCUUUCCAUCAUGCUGAACAACCGGAAAAGCAUAAACCAAAGACAAAGGCCAAGGCACAUGCGAUGAAUGAUUCAAAAGAAAUAAAGAAAAGAAGUGUGUACUUUGUGUUGGAGGAAGAUCGUCAUUCUCUAGUGUCGCGGCAAACACACCACAGGUCUCACAAAAGUCACAAAAAAUUGCCAAGGAAAGAGAAAUUGGAUGAUUCUUCAAGGUACAGUCUUGUCGCUACCUCACAAAAGAUCACACCCCAACCAGUGAAACUUCUCCACAAAUACAAAAGAUACAAUUCUGAGUCGGAACCUAUUAUUCUCCCAAUCCAACGGAAAAUGCGAUCAACUCAUUGUGAGGGUGUGUACGAAGGCACCCGGCCCAGGAGGAGUGUUUCAGCCGUUCCUAUGGAUAAAAAGCCAUCGCAUUCGAGAAGAAGGCGCAGCUCGGAAGUUGUAAGGUCUGUUGACAUGUCUGGCAGUAGCAGUCGGCUGGGCCACAAAGCAUACAGUGUAAAUCAAGAUGCCAACAUGCAGGAGCUUGCCAUCGAUAUGCCAGACCGAUCGAGCAGCAUGAAAAACUUCAAUAAAAAACCCCAAGCCGGAUGUGGAAUAGCAAUUUUGAAGCGUUAUUAA
Echinococcus granulosus is the source of this 759-nucleotide messenger RNA. RefSeq lists its product as hypothetical. The transcript has a single exon. The coding region runs from base 1 to 759 and encodes 252 amino acids. The record is from RefSeq and is a predicted model, not a curated record. NCBI's taxonomy places the organism in Eukaryota, Metazoa, Platyhelminthes, Cestoda, Cyclophyllidea, Taeniidae.